Molecule: messenger RNA, 1014 nt
Organism: Durusdinium trenchii
Lineage: Eukaryota; Dinophyceae; Suessiales; Symbiodiniaceae
Source: the annotation of a GenBank genome assembly
ACAUUGACAUCUUUAUUUGAAGAGAACUAUUCAAACAUUACAUUUGCUUAAAAGCCUUCUCCCGCAAAAGGCCCCAGGUUGGGUCCGGCGAAGGCAGAGCCGAGCCAAGGCUCCAUCUGGUUUUUUGAGUUCUUCAAUUCCCUGGUGUGUCCUUUGCAGCUCCAAGACCUGCUUUGCGAUAGCGGGUGUCUCUUCGUUUGCUCCGCCUAUGUGAUCGUGAUAUCUUAUCACCUAGUGACCUCCGAUCCCGAAACUGCCGCCGACCUGCGCUCGGCCUAUCGGAGCAUCUUGUCACUACCGCCUCACGCACCGUGGGCGCGGAGCGAGUCCUGCUGGGGACGUUUGGAGGACCAUGUGACUGACAUGGCCGUGGACUUUGUCAGCAGCUCGAGGCGUUUGAUUGCUUGGGCCGAAGAUAUGCCACAAGGCUUCAUUGGCUUGUCCUUCGUGAUGACUCAUAUGCACAAGGUACAUCGACCCUUUGGUUUUGCUGCGCUAUCAGCAGGCCUUAGCUUCUUAAAGGGCUUUCUGAUUCCCACAGGGCAAGGCUUCAUGCUGAGCUACAAGCUUGCCAAAGCUCGCCAGGAAACCCGAGACCUCAAGCAGUUCGCGGAGAUCUUUGCCAGGAAUCACAAGCUCGAUCAGAUCCGUGGGGCCGUUAAUGUGCUGCUGGCAAAGGAGACCGAUAAUAAUCAGAAGGAGGAUGAUGCGAUUCAGCUGAUCAAAGAAAACUUUGUGGAGGUGGAGUUGCACUUGCGGGAAAAGCUUCGCAUGCCCAAAAACAAGACCAAGAGCUUGUACCAAGAGGUGGAUAAACUGCUCGAGGAGUAUGGUUCUGGAGCUUCCAUGUAUUCUCAAGGUGCAGUGAACGAACGUUUCCUUCAGGAUUUGCGACAAGAAUUGGCCUCUCUCGACUGAAGAAGUCUCUUCUUUGGAGGAUGAUCUGUGGAGCCGGUGGAAACUCACUUCAGAGAGCCCCUCGAGAAGACCUAUAUGGAACCUAAAGACCAGUGC